This is a messenger RNA of Pieris napi, 1918 nucleotides long. Its product is annotated as testis-expressed protein 9-like. Lineage: Eukaryota; Metazoa; Arthropoda; Insecta; Lepidoptera; Pieridae. The coding region runs from base 350 to 1411 and encodes 353 amino acids. The transcript is spliced from 6 exons. The record is from RefSeq and is a predicted model, not a curated record.
AACAAAACAACACAAAAUUAUACUAUUCUUUUAAACCUAUAACUUAUUAAAAAUAUUGUUUUAGUUUUUCAUUAUGUUUUCUCACAAAAAUCCUUAACUUUAAUGAGUUUCAGUUAAAAACAACGGCGUUUGUAUCUACUUGUUGAAUAUUUGUUCAGAUAUUCAUAUGACUAAAAAGGAAGUGUGACCAUGGCAACGAUGUUGUUAAGCCUGUUAUUAAAAGAUGUAAAAUAUGAACAACUGUGAAUUGACAGACCGUUCUUUUAGUAAGAGAGGAAGCGAAGUAUUUAUUGUAGAUUAGAGGUAUUAUCCGUAAUAACUUAACUAAGUGUUAAAUCUAGUAAGUGAAAUGCUGGAAUCAGAUGACUUAUUAGCCAGAGAAAAUGAAUUCAAAAAACUUAAUAAACAGCUGGAAAAGAAAACAGAAAUACUAAUGAAAGAAAUCGAACAAGUUAUGCAAAGACAGGACAUAUUUGCAGAAUUUGCAGGUCCCUUAUCCAGUCCUAUAAACCACCAUAGUAAAAGGCACUAUUGUGAUACACCUAGCAUUAAAACAUCAGACAAAAUCUAUGGAACAACAAAAACUACAGACAAUGGGGCAUCCAAAAAAAUCAACAGUAAAAAGAUUGAUAUUAGAAAUGUUGAUAAUACAGAUAUGGAAAUAAAAAAAUGUGUAACAAAUGUUUGUGAAUGGUGCAAUUUAAGUACUAAGAAGAACAAUGAUUUGGAAUUUUUGUAUGCUUUUGUCUCAGUUAAUGUUAAGGAUAAUGUUUUGCCACAGUCAUUUUUAAAGGGUGGUGUGAAUAUUGAAAAUGUAUGCAAGUUUCUAUCGGCCAAACUGAAAUUGAUGCAAGAACAGAUUGACAAAUUGCAAGCAAAUAUAGAUAAAAUGGGUAAACAAUGUGAGAGCCACAUGACCCAACUGGCUGGAUUGGAGACUGAAAGACUGACUUUGGUGAAUAAGGCGAAUAAUUUAAGAUCGGAAAAUGCUGAUCUCAAAGCAAAGUAUGCUGCCUCCAAUAAUAGAAUUAAUGAAAAGGACCGCCUAUACAAGGAACAGCGAAGUCUAGCGGACAAACUGACGAACGAGGCUAAAAGCUUGCGAUAUAAGAACGCGAAUGUCGAAGCGCGUUGUGCUGCUCACGAAGAAACGAUUGCGACGCUCAAACAACAACUCGAAGCCUCCAAAAUGGCUGAAAAGGAAUUCCGCGACGCGACACGCAACCUCUCUGCGUCGCAUCAGAAUGCAAUCUGCCGUUUGGAAGCGAAAGUGAAAUGCCUGACUACCCGCAUUGACAAGCAAAUGGCUCUCAUAGACAAUCUGAAGAAGCAGAACGCGUUGCUUGCCACGGAGGGCGCUUUGAAGGCGUUGGAGAGAGAUUAUUAUGAUUUCUUAAAUUCUGAUUUGUAGUUGUAUAUUUCUUUAUACGUGAUAUAAAUCUAUAUUUCUCUGACUAUAACAUUCUAAAUUGCUUGAAAUUGUAUAAUGGUAAUAAAAAGGCGUAGUUUGUAUUUUUAAUAAUACUACCGGAAAAGACUGAUUCUUUCACUAUUUUUAUUCCGAUCUAAUGCAACCGGAAAGCUAAUAUAGAAUUCCAGCCCUUAAUUCAAUAUUAAGAGAUGUUGGCGAUAUUUAAACUUACUUAUAAAUUUCCUCUCCUAUUGACAACACGGAGUCAGUGAGGCAAUUAUGGGAGCUACCCUCCUUGGAAUGUUUUGCUUUGUCUACCUUUAGUUCUUUCUAGCUUUAAAAUAAGUGCUUAUCCAUCGAUGAAGCUUCACGCCAGCCACGUGUCUUGCCCAAUUAAAUUUUUUAAAAUAUAUAAUUGCAUUUAGCAAUUGCAUGAGUUAAAUUUUAACGAAGUGGUUGCUGUCGAAUGCUAGUCCAUAAGUAUAUUUAAAUAAAUAUUCCCUUACA